Messenger RNA from Cylas formicarius (sweet potato weevil), 1595 nucleotides. RefSeq lists its product as uncharacterized. The record is from RefSeq and is a predicted model, not a curated record. The transcript is spliced from 6 exons. NCBI's taxonomy places the organism in Eukaryota, Metazoa, Arthropoda, Insecta, Coleoptera, Brentidae. The coding region runs from base 408 to 1418 and encodes 336 amino acids.
GGGUGGAGACCUGCUUAUAUGUGGUAAAGGGUAGCCGUUCUUCGUAAAGCAGAAUCUCUGCGUCGGUAGCGUCGUACCUGAAAGACUUGCAGUCUGGUGGUUCCGUUUCGAGAAAAAAACGCGAAUGGGUUUGAUUUUAUACUCAUGUGUGUCGCGAACGCCGGAGUCUUCAGUCGGCAUCCGGUAAUAGACCGUAGUGUGCGAACGAGCUGGAGUAUUAUUUCGAGUUAUCUGCUUCGUUCCCGAUAGCAUCAUCAGUGAGGUGAUACCAAUCUUUCACACUUUGGUUCAAUAAUUGUUAAGGACACGGACGGCAAACUAAAAGAUCGUGUGAAUGAAAAUGUAGUUUUCCUUUAUAUACGAUAUGUUCGAGGACGAAUUUCAACUGGAUUGAUAAUACGACAACUAUGAGUUGGAAAAUUUUGGAAAUAUUGAUCGCGAUCGUUUGUGUAACAUCAGUAACUGGUGCGCAAGAAACACCGGAAAAGCAACUGGUUAAAAGGAGUUACGUGUGUCCUCCAAAUUUCGUCAGGUUGAGUCACAGGUGUUACUUCUUCAGUGGGGAACAAGCCACAUGGCAAGAGGCCUAUUAUCAGUGUCAAUCCAUGCACAGCAACCUGGCCAUAAUAAAGAACAACAAUCAGGAUAAGCUUAUAAGGAAGACGUUGAACAGAAAGACGUUGGUAUCUUUUAUUGCAGAACCUCUGGAAAGGUGGUUGGGAGGAGUUUACGAUUGGCAUCAAAAACAGUGGAAAUGGGCCGCUUCCGGGAAGCCUUUGACCUAUAAAGGAUUUGCUGCCGAUGAAAAUCAGAAAGACAACAGUUUAAAAUGGCACUGCAUUAUCAUUGAUCCUUCUGCGCAAUUCAGGUGGAGCAGUCGAAGUUGCCUCGAGCGGAAGCAUUUCAUCUGCCACAAAAAACUCAUGACAGUAACCAACAGAGAUAAGAAGAAGCUCCUGCGACAGUACAACGUGAAUAAACUCAACGAAAUACCGGUUCCCGACAUACAAGGCGAUAUUCUCGAUAAAAAAUCCGCAGCUAAUUUAAAGCUACACCGACCAGCGAACUUAUACCAAAUCGAAUUAAACAAGGACCUUAAUGCUCAAUACGCAUAUAGAACCAACAAAAGGAAAAAAAAUAAAAAGAACAAAUGGAAACUACCUCCACCUCAGAUCCGUCAGUAUACCAAUGGUACCAUAUACGUGGAAAAAUCUGCGGUGGACAAUUCAGACGUUCCCACAGUGGUGACGGUCGGGAGCAGCUACAAUAGGAAACGGAGAAAUAGAAUCAAAGAUGACGAGUUGCUGAAGAAACCCAUGGGCAAGCUAAAAUGGCGAACGUACAAAGAAAUGGACAUAAAACACCCGUUGCACCCUCGUCCCAUAGUUGAGGAAUUUAAUUUGGUGAAAGAGCGGUGAAAUUUUGAGCGAAUUUUUGUGUAAUUGUGCGUGUGCAUAUUUAUUUUCCAAAUACGAGACGAUCGAUAACAACUUUUUAAAUAUAUCAAUCGUUUAUUACUAAGCAAUGUACAUAAUUCUUACUUGAAUCCUAAAUGUCCAAUAUUUAUUUUUGAGAACGUGCUGCUUGCAAAUGCA